Messenger RNA from Carica papaya (papaya), 1778 nucleotides. RefSeq names its product protein NRT1/ PTR FAMILY 1.1-like. Gene Ontology annotation, cellular component: membrane. Gene Ontology annotation, biological process: oligopeptide transport; transmembrane transport. The record is from RefSeq and is a predicted model, not a curated record. Gene Ontology annotation, molecular function: transmembrane transporter activity. Lineage: Eukaryota; Viridiplantae; Streptophyta; Magnoliopsida; Brassicales; Caricaceae.
AGAGCAAGAGCGAGGAGGUUCCCUUCUUGUUGGCAUCAAACAGUUUGUUUUCAGACCCAUUGGUUUCCACUGAAAUUAUGGAGACUGAUCCUACCAAGACCGAUGAUCAGCAAUCUUCAAGCAAGAAGAAGGGUGGCCUCAGAACCAUGCCCUUCAUCAUAGUAAAUGAGACAUUUGAGAAGGUGGCGAGCCUUGGGCUUCAGGCAAAUAUGAUAUUGUACCUGAAAAAUGAAUAUCAUUUGAGUAAUGCAGCAGGGGCUAACGUGUUGUUUGUGUGGUCGGCUAUUUCAAAUUUAACGCCCAUUCUUGGUGCCUUCCUUUCCGAUUCUUAUUUGGGCCGCUUUCCUGUCAUCGCUCUCGCAAGUCUCCUUACUUUCAUGGGAAUGAGUACAUUGUUUCUAACAGCAGUUAUUCCAGAAGCAAGGCCUCCUUACUGCGACCGGACUGCAGGAAAUUUGCAAUCCGCAGUACCAGCGCAGCUUGCUCUUCUCUCUUUAUCGUUUGGUCUGAUAGCCUUCGGAGCUGGAGGUGUCAGACCCUGUUCUAUGGCAUUCGGAGCAGAUCAACUCGACAAGCCUGCAAACCCCAACAACGCCAGAAUCUUCCAGAGCUUCUUCAACUGGUACUUCGCUUCUCUUGGCGCCUCUGUAAUGAUUUCAGUCACUGUCAUAGUUUACAUCCAGGACAAAGCUGGUUGGGCUGUUGGAUUUGGGGUCCCUGUUGUGCUCAUGUUCUUGUCGGUCGCCAUGUUCUUACUGGGUUCUUCACUAUAUGUCAAAGUGAAGCCUAACAGGAGUUUAUUCACGGGAUUUGUCCAGGUCAUUUCCGCCGCCUGGAAGAACAGACACUUAGCUUUGCCUCCCACCAUUUCUGAUGGAAUAUGCUACUAUCGGGGAGACUCCAUUAAUCUUCUAGUGCCAUCAGACAAGCUCAGGUUUCUAAACAAAGCUUGCAUCAUUAAGAACCCUGAAAAGGACUUGGACGCAGAUGGGUUUGCUAUCAAUCAAUGGAGUCUGUGUUCGAUGAAACAAGUAGAGGAGUUAAAAGCACUAAUCAAAGUUCUUCCUAUUUGGUCAACUGGGAUAAUGAUCGCCGCAACCAUAAGUCAACACUCCUUUGCAGUUCUCCAAGCCACCACCAUGGACAGGCACUUGGUUGCCGGCUUCAAGAUUCCCGCUGGCUCCUUCUCUCUCUUUGCAACGAUCACGUUAACGAUCUGGUUAGCCAUCUACGACAGGAUCCUCGCCCCCUUCAUAUCAAAAUUCACGAAAAGGCCGCGAGCCAGCUUCAAACAACGCAUGGGAAUUGGCCUGCUCAUCUCCUGUCUCAGCACUUCAACGGCCGCACUGGUGGAGAAGAACCGCCGUGCCGCCGCACUCAAACAAGGAUUAGCAGACAAUCCCCUAGGCCUUGUCAACAUGUCGGCAAUGUGGCUAGUGCCCCAUAUUUGUCUCAUUGGGUUGGCAGAGGCUUUCAACGCAAUUGGACAAGUGGAAUUCUACUACUCUCAGUUUCCUAAAAGCAUGUCAAGCAUUGCAGUGACCCUUUUUUUAGUGAGUAUGGCUAUAGGCAAACUUGUGGGUAGCCUCAUUGUUGGGGUUAUAAAUCAUGUGACCCAUAACCCUAGUUGGGUAUCAAACAACCUUAAUCAGGGUCACUAUGACUAUUAUUAUUGGGUCCUCACAGUUUUGUCUGGGAUUAAUUUCUUCUAUUAUUUAAUAUGUAGUUGGGCUUACGGGCCUUGCGAAGGUGAAUAUAUUUAGGAUAAAGACAAAGCC